AUGUUCAGCAUCAGCGUGAACGACGCGACGCUGUCCCUGGGGCGCGCGGCGCAGAAGCGGCAGGUGCUCAAGGGCGUCAACCUGCAGGUCCAGCGCGGCAGCCUGCACAUGCUGCUGGGCCCCAACGGCUGCGGCAAGUCGACGCUGCUGCGCGUGCUCGGCGGCCUGUUGCAGCUGGACGGCGGCGGCGUGGAGGCAGACGCGCCCUCGGGGUUUGUGUUCCAGAACCCAGAUCACCAGGUGGUGAUGCCCACGGUGGCUGCUGACGUGGCGUUUGGGCUCGGCAGGUACCGCCUGCGGGAGGCGCAGGUCGCAGCGGCGGUGGAGCGCGCGUUGACCCUGGUCAACAUGGCGGAGUUCACGCACCGCGCGACGCACACGCUGUCGGGCGGCCAGCGGCAGCGCCCCACGCGUCGCCGCUUCCUGCGCGCCCUGGCCGAGGAGCCGCGCGUGCUGCUGCUGGACGAGCUGACCACCUUUCUGGACGUGGAGGACCAGUUUGGGGUGCUGCGCGCGGUCAGGGACGUCACCCGGACGGGCGCGCGCGGCCGCGGGGUGACGGCGGUGUGGGUGACCCACAGGUUUGAGGAGCUGGAGUAUGCUGACGCGGCCUCCUACAUGGAGGACGGCCGCAUCGUGUUCACGGGGUCACCAGACCAGCUGCGCCAGCGGCUCAGGGGCAUGGGCGCAACCCUGUAA
Monoraphidium neglectum is the source of this 699-nucleotide messenger RNA. RefSeq lists its product as hypothetical. Bases 1 to 699 code for a protein of 232 amino acids. The transcript is spliced from 6 exons. Gene Ontology annotation, biological process: transmembrane transport. The record is from RefSeq and is a predicted model, not a curated record. Gene Ontology annotation, cellular component: membrane; chloroplast envelope. Gene Ontology annotation, molecular function: ATP binding; ATP hydrolysis activity. NCBI's taxonomy places the organism in Eukaryota, Viridiplantae, Chlorophyta, Chlorophyceae, Sphaeropleales, Selenastraceae.